Molecule: messenger RNA, 777 nt
Organism: Caenorhabditis briggsae
Lineage: Eukaryota; Metazoa; Nematoda; Chromadorea; Rhabditida; Rhabditidae
Exons: 4
Coding region: 1-777 (258 amino acids)
Biological process (GO): protein phosphorylation
Molecular function (GO): ATP binding; protein kinase activity
Source: RefSeq, a predicted model, not a curated record
AUGUGUGACCGAAAUCAACUUUCGAUCAAAAAAUGUCAAAAUGAAGCAACUGAAACGGAUGGCCAAGUGGAGCCACCCAAGAACUAUGUCUCUCACUAUUCUCUGAAUUCUUUUGAAAAAGGAAUGCAACAGAAUCAAGAGCUGUCAAUUGGUCAACAACAAGGACGUGAUCACCCCUACGAAGGAGAGUGCAUCGAUGAUAUUGCUCAGCGCUCAGGAGAACGGUUCUCCCACACCAACCUCAUGCGAAUUGCCUUCAAACUGUUAUGGGCGUUAGAAACGCUUCACCAGCAAGGUUUCUGCCACCGCGAUGUUCAUUGUGGAAAUGUCCUUCUCCGGAGAGAGUUCGAUGGAAUCGUGCGUCUCAAGAUUAUCGAUUUCGCACUGUCUCUUCCUCUGAACCCACCACCCAUGCCGGAACUUAACCUGACCUCGUGGCAUGCAAGCCUUCCAGUGUGGUGGGGCGAAGCCUACACCAGAUUCGACGACUUCACUUCGGCCAUUUUCCUUUUGUUGUGGUUCGUUCCUGUCAACCCGUUCGGCGAUGUACGUACUGAGUAUCUUGUGAAAAAAGAAAAAUUUGAUGAGAAUCCACACGUCUGGUUCAACGACGAAGUUGAAUGGAUCCCCAAUCUGUACACUUCGAUCCAACUGCAAAGAACGUCUGGCUACUCUCACACGGAUCUUUUCAACGUUAUGUACAAAUUUGAUCCAAACUUCGACCCAACUAGCCCGAUCGCUUAUCGUGUUGUGGACAAUCAGCUCACUAUCGAAUAG